This is a messenger RNA of Phlebotomus argentipes, 1213 nucleotides long. RefSeq names its product complex I intermediate-associated protein 30, mitochondrial (gene CIA30). Gene Ontology annotation, biological process: mitochondrial respiratory chain complex I assembly; mitochondrial electron transport, NADH to ubiquinone. Lineage: Eukaryota; Metazoa; Arthropoda; Insecta; Diptera; Psychodidae. The record is from RefSeq and is a predicted model, not a curated record. The coding region runs from base 171 to 1139 and encodes 322 amino acids. The transcript is spliced from 2 exons. Gene Ontology annotation, cellular component: mitochondrion.
AAGUUCCGAAGAAUCACUCAACAUUCACGUAAUUUAUUUGGUAAUUUAUCACCAUCGCGUGUUGCCCGAUGCGCAUUAGUGCCUAAACAGUUCAGCUGUUCUCCAACCCCCAAAAGAAAACAGUGGGCAGCUGAAAUACUCUUUUUCGGUCAGUUUCCAUCCCUGGCAGGAUGCUGACGCGCCCCCAUAGCAUCCUUCGACAGCUGUACCAGUCAGUGCGCGAGUGUGCCUCGACCCGCCGCCUUUCUGGUCAGCAGGAAACCACCCUCCGGCUGAGAAGUGAGGUUGGAGUGAAGGGAUCCCGGUGUCUUCACACCUCACCAGUGUGCCGGACGACGUUCUAUGAGCGCGACCGCAAAAGUAGCUACAACAGCACACGUCCGCAAUUGUCGCGGAAAGAGAGAAUACUACAGGGACUGAAGGAGCUGAAGUCAGAAAUCGGCGUGUGGCGAGAGGAAGUGAAGGAGCACUUCAGAUCUGAUCCGAUCCUGUUGUAUCGGCCAGGAGAGGUGGACGUGAAGUUCCAAUUCAAGGAGUCGACGGACGUGGAGAAGUGGGUGUGCACAGUGGAUUCUGACCACAAUGAGGGCUACAGCAAAGCGAGCUUCGACGUCAGUCCGGCAGGUUAUGGGCUGUUCCAUGGCUUCCUCAACAGUCGCGUGCCCAUCGACGGGAAGAUCAAGAGAUCGGGCUAUGCAAACAUCAGCAGCAUCAGGGCGCAGAAGAGCUUCAAGCGCAACAGCUUCUACAACUGGCAGCCGUACAAUAUGCUGGUGAUGCGAAUCCGAGGCGACGGGCGGAGUUAUCUGAUAAAUCUCGCCACCGAGGGAUACUUUGACGUGCUGUGGAAUGAUGUCUACCACUUCGCCCUGUACACAAGAGGAGGACCCUAUUGGCAGCACGUUCGGAUUCCCUUCUCGAAAUUCUUCCUCGCCAGCAAAGGUCGCGUCCAGGACAAGCAGCACGCAAUCAAUCUGGAGUACAUAACGAGAGUGGGCUUCACUGUGGACGCGCGGCAUGACUCCGAAGGCCCGUUCAGCCUGGAGAUCGACUACAUCGGCUGCGAGAACGAUCCCUCGCACACGGAAGACUUCGCCUAUGAGAUGUACAAGCAAGACAAAUACAUCGUCGGCACGUAGACGCUGGCCAGCAUUAAAUCGAGAUGCCUCUUGUAGAAAAUGUGUGAAUAUAUUUACAGUUCCAAAUCCUAGAA